ACUGGAGUGUGUGUGGAGACAGAGCUGGGAAGUGUGUGUGAGGAGUGUAGUGGCAGUGUGGACAUGUCACAGUUCACUCUGGGAGCCUGAUCAAGCUGGUGGACGUGGUCAAGACUUGAUAUUAUACCUAAGAUGAGGACCCAGUUUGGAGUUUUGUUUUUGUUGACCCUGUGGGUGGUCUACUCUGAUGCUUGGUUCUGGGCCUGGACCGGUACUACAACUUUGCCCCCAACAGUGGACCAUGAGGGGUCUGGCAGUCCAGCAGGUAGUGGAGAACCACCAUCAGAGAAUAUUGUAAGCGUUGGAGCCGAGAUCAUUGAUGAAGGACAUGGGAUCCAAAAGGUUGCACAGACUUGGGACGAAACCACUGAGGGACUUCGACUGACCACUCUAAUACCUACAACACAACCGGAGAAUGAACGUGCAUCAGAAAAGGGAACGGCAGGGAUUUCGGCACGCAUACGUAAACCUGAAGACAGUGGAGUCUCUCUGCUACAGCUGAUUGGGGAUCCUCCUCCAAGUACGAUCACCCAGGUCUAUGGGCCCGACAACAGCCCUGGAUAUGUCUUUGGCCCUGAUGCCAACACGGGCCAGCUGGCCCGCGCCCACCUGCCCAACCCAUUCUACCGAGACUUCGCCCUCAUCUUCAACCUGAAACCCACCUCCGAAAAGGGCGGCGUCAUCUUCUCCGUCACAGAUGCCGCGCAGCAGAUCAUGUAUGUGGGCGUUAAACUGUCAGCCGUGCAGGGCGCCAACCAGAAUGUCAUCCUGUACUACACUGAGCCCGACUCGCAGCAGUCGUAUGAGGCGGCCAGCUUCCUUGUGCCCUCCAUGAGGGAUACCUGGAAUCGUUUUGCGAUCGCUGUGAGGGAUGAAAAGGUGAUGUUCUACCUCAACUGUGACACAGACCCUCAGGUGAUGCGCAUUGAGAGGUCACCGGACGAGAUGGAGCUGGAGGCCGGUGCUGGGGUCUUUGUCGGGCAAGCUGGAGGAGCUGAUCCUGACAAGUUUCUGGGGGUGAUCGGUGAGCUGAGGGUGGUGGGAGACCCCCGUGCUGCUGAGAGGCUCUGUGAAGAGGAUGAAGAUGACUCCGACAUGGCUUCAGGUGAAGGAAGCGGCUAUGAAGAAACCAGACCGGCCGUGGAGAAACAUAGAUGGACGCAGACUACUCCUCCAUCCUCCCGGCCCAUUCAGCAGCCACCACUGACCAGGACAGACGAGGUGACAAUUGCAAGAGAAACGGCGAGUGACUCCCAGCACGUUUCAGUCUCUGUGGAGUCCAGGCCCGGACUUCCUGGGUCACCAGGGCCAGUUGGGGCUAAAGGAGAAAGGGGAGACCGUGGGGAUACAGGACUAAAAGGAGACAGGGGUCCAAUCGGGCCGAAGGGGGAGGCUGGCUCGGGCUCCAGCUCACGAGGUGGAGCCCGUGGAGACAAGGGAGAACCAGGGGAAAAGGGAUCAAAGGGCAGUGCAGGCUUUGGCUACCAAGGCAAGAAGGGAGAGCCCGGCCCCUCUGGGAUACCCGGUCCCCCCGGCCCUCCAGGGCCCGCGACCGAGUUUUCAGUCGACAGUGACGGCUCAGUUGCUUCCAGAGUCCCCGGACCCCGAGGUCCAGCUGGAUCACAAGGUGCCGCGGGCCCCCAGGGACCACCAGGAGCUGAUGGAGAGCCAGGCGAUCCUGGCGAGGAUGGAAAUCCCGGUUCUGAUGGACCUCCAGGCUUCCCAGGAACCCCAGGUGACACUGGACCUAUAGGAGAGAAGGGAGACCGUGGAGAGGGUCAACCUGGCCCCAGGGGAUCCCCAGGACCUCCGGGACCCCCAGGACCAGGACUCAGACCUACUUUUGUUGACAUGGAAGGCUCAGGGUUCCCUGAUCUGGAAUCUGUUCGGGGACCGCCUGGCCUACCAGGUCCCCCUGGUCCCCCCGGUCUUCCAUCUACAGCAGGCACAGCAUCAAGUUCUGGGGCAUUCGGACCACCAGGAAAGGACGGGGCUCCCGGUCAACCUGGAUUGGCUGGUUGGCCGGGUACUGAUGGCAUCCCAGGAGUUUCUGGUCCCAAGGGAGAGAAGGGUGAUUCAGGCGAGUUGGGUCUUCCAGGAGCAGUUGGAGAGAAGGGAUCUGGAGGAGACCCUGGUUUACCGGGAACUUCAGGAGAGCCCGGACUGGCUGGUCUGCCUGGACCCAUCGGACCAGUUGGGCAACCUGGGCCUCCCGGGCCUCCUGGAUCAAGCUAUCGUGUUGGAUUUGAUGACAUGGAGGGCUCUGGUGGAGGUUUCAGCAAUGGACUCCCUGGCAUCAGAGGACCUGAAGGAAGACAGGGUUCUCCUGGCUUGCCUGGACUUCCGGGUAAAGCUGGGUUGCCUGGUGUACCAGGUCAGAAGGGCAGUGAAGGUCUUACAGGAAGAGAUGGACGACCAGGUUUGGAUGGCUUCCCUGGACCUCAGGGACCAAAGGGUAACAGUGGUGACAAAGGAGAUAGGGGUGACCCAGGUCGGGAUGGAACUGGACUCCCAGGUCCACCUGGCCCACCUGGCCCACCAGGACAAAUCAUCCACCAGACAUCUAGCAGUGUCGAUGUUGGCAAUGUUGGGCCUCAGGGGGGACCUGGUUUACCUGGUCAAGCUGGAUUCCCUGGUCCUAUUGGACCAAAGGGCGACAGAGGAGACCCUGGUCUUCCAGGCUACGGAGGGAAGGGUGAGAAAGGUGAACCAGGCUUAAUAAUCGGACCUGAUGGAAAUCUUCUGCACAUGGAAGGGCUUACAGGACCGAAGGGGGACAGAGGAUCACCUGGACCUGUUGGACCCUCUGGCCAGUAUGGGCCUGCUGGAUUAAAGGGUGAAUUUGGAAUGCCUGGAAGACCUGGCCGCCCUGGUGUAAACGGGUACAAGGGUGAGAAAGGAGAGGCAACAGUUGGUUCUGGCUAUAGCUACCCAGGAGUCCCUGGCCAACCAGGACCACCCGGACCACCUGGACCCCCUGGGCCAGCCAUUCCCUUAGAUCGCUUCAAUCGCUAUGAUGAACCUUCAAGGAAUUACCCAGCAUCGAAAGGGGAAAAAGGAGAGCAUGGUGACCGAGGACUUCCAGGAAUUCCAGGAACAGCCUCUAAUUUUGAUAUUUACACAUUCAAGAAUGAACUGAAGGGAGAGCGUGGAGGCCUAGGUGUGAAGGGAGAAAAGGGAGAUUCUGGUGGUGGAUAUUAUGACCCACGUUUUGGAGGAGUACAAGGCCAACCAGGGCCUCCUGGAAAACCAGGCCUACAGGGUCCAAAGGGAGAACACGUAUUGGGCCCUCCUGGACCCCAGGGGCCACCAGGAACACCUGGGAUUGGUUACGAUGGGCGUCCAGGUCCUCCAGGACAACCUGGACCUCCAGGACCCCAAGGAUCUCCCUCGCAUCCUGGAGCAUAUAGGCCCAAUCACUCCGUCAGUGUUCCUGGACCUCCUGGUCCACCUGGUGCACCUGGAAGUCCUGGUCACUCCUCUGGGGUUACUGUUUUGAGGUCAUAUGACACAAUGGUAGCUACUGCCAGACACCAGGCAGAGGGCAGCCUCAUCUACAUCAUUGACAAAGCAGACCUCUAUUUGAGAGUACGCGAUGGACUGCGGCAAGUCAUGCUUGGAGACUACAAUCCCUUCUUCAGAGAUCUGAAGAACGAGGUGGCAGAGGUCCAGCCUUCACCUGUGAUCCUGUACCCCCAGUCCCAGGACCAGUCCAACAACAACGGAGCUGGCCAUUACUCCCAGGGUGGUUCUGCCAUACGACCCAUUGAGCCCCCACCACACCCACCCGUAGACCCCAGAUACCCCCCACAGUAUGAUCCCAGAUUCCCAGACCCGAGACACACCGGUCAAACAGAUGGAAGAUUAGCCACCCAACACACAGAGAACAGAUACCCUGUAACUCCGCAGCGCCGCCCCAGCCCACCUGUACUGCAGCCUGCUGGCCAUGGGGACCCAUCAGCAUCAGGGCUACAUCUCAUUGCCUUGAACGCCCCUCAAACUGGUAACAUGCGAGGAAUUCGAGGGGCAGACUUCCUGUGCUUCCAGCAGGCCCGGGCGGUAGGCCUGAAGGGAACCUUCAGAGCUUUCCUGUCCUCCAAGCUUCAAGACCUCUACACCAUCGUCCGCAGGUCGGACAGGGAGACCUCCCCCAUCGUCAACCUCAAGGAUCAAGUGUUGUUCAGCAGUUGGGAGUCCGUCUUCAGUGACACAGCAAGCAAAAUGAGGGAGAAUGUACCAAUCUAUUCCUUCGAUGGUAGAGACAUCGUCAGGGACAGCGCAUGGCCACAGAAAAUGGUCUGGCAUGGAUCAAGCAACAAAGGCCACCGGCAAACAGACCACUACUGUGAAACAUGGCGGGCGGGCGACCAGGCUGUGACUGGCCUGGCAUCAUCACUACAGAGCGGCCACCUCCUGCAGCAAACCUCCAGUAGUUGCUCCGGCUCCUACGUCGUCCUCUGCAUUGAAAACGCCUUCACAUCACACUCCAAAAAAUAAAUCACGUCCAUCCGCCUUUUCUUUUUUGUUUGUUCUGGGCCUUAGUUAAACACCGUUUGAAUUUCCAGAGAACACGCCUGGUGAACAUGUGGCGUCCAAUGAACUGGCCCUGUGGCUCUUUGCCUGACAGAGACGCUUUGCAUUGUCUGCUCCUCCCCUCCAUAAACGCCAAAGAGAUGGGUCGAACAGAGGGGGGUGUUGGUCCUUUUUCUCGGGGGCAUUGACACAUAUUUUUCUCCGAUGGGCGGAACGAGAGCGGAGAAGCUAAAUGUGUUCUCAAAUUGUAUCCAUUUUUUAAAUAUUCUGUAUAUUACAUGUUUGUUGUUUGUGUUUUUUUUUUGUUUUUUUGACGAUAUCAAUGUUUUACCUUUUGAACCGUUUAUAAAAAUGCUAUAUCCAUCCUGUUAUUUUUUAUUUUUAUUUUAGGUAUUGAUCAUUUCCACAUUUUUUCCAAUUUCAUUUUAGAAUUGUGGGUUAUGACGGGGAACAGCAAACGUUUAAAGACUAUUUUUAAGAAGAUAAUAGAUAUUUAUUUUUAAAUGAAGUUAUGUAAGGAAAAAUAAAUGAUUUGGAAAAAUAAAAAAUGCUAAAUACCCUCCUUUAUAUUCUACACAGCACAGAACAUUUAAUUCUUUUCAAAAAAGCUCCUGAUCAGAAACUGUGCCUUAUUACACAAUCGGGAUUGCUUUACAAAAUAACCUCGUGUAGUGAACCACUCCUUUUGUAUGCAUUUUUCUGCAAAUAUGUAAAUGUUACAGCGGCUUUGGUUCACUUCACACUAAAUUUAAAUGACCUUGUUGGACACAGACACUACUGCAAUGAAUAAUCCCACAUCCAGAGGGCAAGAUUCAUUCUAGCUGAAAUUGAGCCUUUUGAAUCUAAAAUGAUUAUUUUACCACUUUAUAAAAACCAUCAGUGAGUAAGCUGGAAAUGAUUAGUUUGCUGCUAAUCUUUGUUGGAGUGAUUGCUGUCACACAUGUUAGGGACAGAAAAACCAGUAUGUUAAGGACAGAGCAGCUUUUGCAGUAGCCUUAUUUAAAUUUCAGAGACUAACCUGGCCUUAGUGCUGCCGAUGUCUUGACUGAACCUGUGGAUAUCCAUUUUUAUAACAAAUUGUGCUGUACUGUUUCUCCCGGGCACUGAAUAAAAGUCUUUUUCAACUACAA
Molecule: messenger RNA, 5663 nt
Organism: Sebastes umbrosus (honeycomb rockfish)
Lineage: Eukaryota; Metazoa; Chordata; Actinopteri; Perciformes; Sebastidae
Gene: col18a1a
Product: collagen type XVIII alpha 1 chain a
Exons: 42
Coding region: 133-4497 (1454 amino acids)
Cellular component (GO): basement membrane
Source: RefSeq, a predicted model, not a curated record